Bufo bufo (common toad) is the source of this 6978-nucleotide messenger RNA. RefSeq names its product membrane associated guanylate kinase, WW and PDZ domain containing 2 (gene MAGI2). Bases 291 to 4775 code for a protein of 1494 amino acids. Gene Ontology annotation, molecular function: type II activin receptor binding; beta-1 adrenergic receptor binding; signaling receptor complex adaptor activity. Gene Ontology annotation, biological process: receptor clustering; signal transduction. The transcript is spliced from 22 exons. The record is from RefSeq and is a predicted model, not a curated record. Lineage: Eukaryota; Metazoa; Chordata; Amphibia; Anura; Bufonidae. Gene Ontology annotation, cellular component: cytoplasm; dendrite.
CCUUCCCCUCCCUCUGCCCCUCUGCCAGUUAUUACUGUACAACUAGUACACACACACACACACGCUUACACACACUCACUGUGCCAGCUGCCAGCAUGGAUAACAGCUAGUGACACUUACACAUGCAUGCAUACAUAUAGUGUAUACCCACAAAGAGCUGGAGCAAGAGGCUACACUACUUCUCCUCCUUCUCAUUCCUGCUGCUGCUGCCUCCCCAUCCCCAAAGCCUGGCCAUUCAUCAGGAACCACCGAGGAACCCCCUCUUCCUCUCCGCCACAGAACCAGGGGCCAUGUCCAAGAACCUGAAGAAGAAAAACCACUGGACCAACAAAGUCCAUGAGUGUGUGAUUGACAGAAGCCUGGAAGGGGAGCUUGGCUUUGACAUCAGAGGGGGUGCUGAGAAUGGCCAAUUUCCUCACCUUGGGGAGGUAAAGCCUGGGAAGGUGUCUUAUCAGAGUGGCAAACUGGUACCCGAGGAACUAUUGUUGGAGGUGAAUGAUACCCCAGUGGCUGGACUCACUAUCAGGGAUGUACUGGCUGUCAUCAAACAUUGCAAGGACCCCAUCAGAGUCAAGUGUGUAAAACAAGGAGGCAUUGUUGACAAAGACCUUCGCCGCUACCUCAAUUUACGGUUUCAAAAAGGUUCAGUAGAUCAUGAACUACAGCAAAUCAUACGAGACAACCUCUACCUCCGAACAGUGCCAUGCACCACAAGACAGCCUAAAGAAGGAGAGGUUCCAGGUGUGGACUACAACUUCAUUUCUGUGGAAGCGUUUAUGGAAUUAGAGAAAAGUGGAGCCUUAUUGGAGAGCGGUACUUAUGAGGAAAAUUACUACGGCACUCCAAAGCCUCCAGCUGAACCUGCUCCACUCUUAUUAAAUGCAACAGACAAUAUUUUUCCUGGUGGCAUUCCAAGAGUUGAGGGGAAACGGAAGCGCAAUAAGUCUGUAAGCAACAUGGAGAAGACCGGGAUUGAACCUCCAGAAGAAGAGGAAGAGGAGAGACCUGUCAUCAAUGGAAAUGGAGUCGCAGUUACACCAGAGUCAAGUGAACAUGAAGACAAGAGUACAGAUGCCUCAGGUGAGAUUUCAUCCCAGCCUUAUUCUGCUCCAAUGUACUGCCAGCCAGACGAGGAAAGCAUGGUUCUGAAGAAACAUCUGAAGCCUGAAGACAAUGAUGAACUGGGGUCCUUGCCUGAUAAUUGGGAGAUGGCGUAUACAGAAAAAGGAGAAGUCUAUUUUAUUGACCACAACACAAAGACCACGUCAUGGCUGGAUCCACGGCUAGCAAAGAAAGCUAAACCCCCAGAAGAGUGCAAGGAGAAUGAGCUUCCCUAUGGCUGGGAGAAAAUUGAUGAUCCUAUCUACGGCACAUAUUAUGUUGAUCACAUAAACAGAAGAACCCAAUUUGAAAACCCAGUGUUGGAAGCAAAAAGGAAGCUUCAACAGCACAACAUGCCCACGACAGACUUGGGAACUCAGCCGAUGCAGGCUCAAGUUUUUAGAGAAAAGCCACUUUUUACACGGGAUGCCUCACAACUUAAAGGAACAUUUCUGAGCACCACUCUCAAGAAAAGUAACAUGGGCUUUGGAUUUACCAUUAUUGGGGGUGAUGAGCCAGAUGAAUUUCUACAAGUAAAGAGCGUCAUUCCAGAGGGACCUGCUGCGCAGGAUGGCAAAAUGGAGACAGGUGAUGUCAUUGUGUAUAUUAAUGAAGUGUGUGUCCUUGGCCAUACACAUGCUGAUGUGGUCAAACUCUUCCAGUCAGUCCCAAUCGGUCAAAGUGUAAACUUGGUGCUAUGUCGAGGAUACCCGUUACCCUAUGAUCCUGAAGAUCCUGCAAGCAGCUUGGUUCCUCCUCUGGCAGUAAUAGAAAGGCCUCCAGUAGUAGUAAAUGGAAGAAAUAACUACGAGACCUAUUUGGAAUACAUUUCUAGGACGUCUCAAUCUGUACCAGAUGUAGCAGAACGACCAAUGCCUUCUUUGCACUCCAUCCCAGCAGAUAGUCAGCUUGAAAAUACAUUUCCACCACCUCCACCUGCACAUGAUGAUAAUGUAUCAAUGGCUUCUUCUGGGGCCACUCAAGCAGAACUCAUGACCUUAACCAUUGUGAAAGGGGCACAGGGCUUUGGCUUCACAAUAGCAGACAGUCCAACUGGACAAAGAGUGAAGCAAAUACUAGAUGUUCAGGGAUGCCCUGGUUUAUUCGAAGGGGACCUUAUAGUGGAGAUCAACCAGCAGAAUGUACAGAAUUUGAACCAUUUAGAAGUAGUAGAAUUACUUAAAGAAUGUCCUGUGGGAAAUGAGGCCUCAUUGGUAAUUCACAGAGGAGGUUUCUUCUCUCCAUGGAAAAGUUCCAAGCCUAUGAUGGAACGGUGGGAUAAUCAAGGAAGCCCCCAAACAAGCUUAUCAGCACCAUCACUACCACCAAAUCUCCCCUACCCUCCAACGCUACAUAGAAGUUCAUUUCCUGAUUCUACAGAUGCCUUUGAUCCAAGAAAACCUGACCCUUACGAACUCUAUGAGAAAUCAAGAGCAAUCUAUGAAAGUAGGCAGCAAGUGCCACCCAGAACUGGUUUCAGAUCGGACCCUGCUGGACCGGAUUAUAAGGAAUUGGAUGUUCACCUUCGACGUCAGGAGUCAGGCUUUGGCUUUAGGAUACUUGGAGGAGAUGAACCUGGCCAGCCUAUUUUAAUUGGUGCAGUAAUAGCCAUGGGUUCAGCAGACAGAGAUGGCCGCCUUCGCCCUGGUGAUGAAUUGGUAUAUGUAGAUGGGAUUCCAGUUGCUGGCAAAACCCACCGAUAUGUGAUUGAUCUCAUGCAUAAUGCUGCUCGUAAUGGACAAGUUAAUCUCACUGUGAGACGAAAGGUGCUAUCUAUAGGUGAUACAUGCCCAGAGAAUGGCAGGAGUCCUGGCUCGGUGUCAACACACCACAGCUCCCCAAGAAGUGACUCUGCUUAUCCAAACAGUAACCAUACUGCACAGAGCAACGCUUCCCCUCCUGAGGGCUUUUCUCAGAACUCUCAGUCCAGUGAUGUGAUCAUCCACCGCAAGGAGAAUGAAGGAUUUGGUUUUGUAAUUAUUAGCUCUUUGAACAGGCCGGAAACUGGAGCUACAAUAGCUGUACCGCAUAAAAUUGGUCGAAUUAUUGAGGGAAGCCCUGCUGAUCGCUGUGGGAAGUUGAAAGUUGGAGACCGGAUCUUAGCUGUGAAUAGUCAAUCUAUCAUCAACAUGCCUCAUGCAGAUAUUGUAAAACUGAUUAAAGAUGCAGGGUUAAGUGUGACGCUAUGCAUUAUUCCUCAGGAGGAACUAAACAGUCCAGCUUCUGCUCCAAGCUCAGAAAAGCAGAGUCCAAUGGCGCAACAGCACAGCCCUAUGGCGCAACAGAGUCCAGUAGCUCAACACAGCCCAGUAGCGCAGCCACUGCCUCCACAGCCUCUACAGUUACAAGGCCAUGAAAGCAGCUACAGGUCAGAAGUAAAAGCCAGACAGGAUGUAAAACCAGACAUAAGGCAGCCGCCCUACACGGACUACCGUCAGCCAUCAGCGGACUACAGGCAACCUCCAGUAGAUUACCGCCAUCCACCAGUAGUUGAUUACCAGCAACCGCCCCCUAUGGACUACAGGCAACCUCCUCUAAUAGAGUAUCGGCAACAUUCCCCUGACACUAGGCAAUAUCCACUCCCUGACUAUCGGCAAUUCCAGGAUUAUGACUAUUUCACAGUAGAGAUGGAAAAGGGAGCUAAAGGUUUUGGAUUCAGCAUACGUGGUGGGAGAGAGUACAAGAUGGAUUUGUAUGUGUUAAGGCUUGCAGAGGAUGGCCCUGCGAUACGGAACGGGAGGAUGAGGGUCGGUGAUCAAAUUAUUGAAAUCAAUGGGGAAAGCACAAGAGACAUGACACAUGCAAGAGCAAUAGAACUCAUCAAAUCAGGAGGAAGGAGAGUAAAGCUGUUGCUAAAGCGCGGAACAGGGCAGGUCCCGGAGUAUGACGAACCAAACACCUGGAGUGCACCCUCUGCCACCUCCCCAGAGCCGGAAGUAGCCAUUUCUCUUGAAGACAUGAUUGCACCAUUAUCUUCAUCACAUUCAGCCUUGCCCUCUGACCCUACUCACCAGAUACACCCAGAGCCAGCAUGGGAUAUCUACAGGGAACAAGAUGUGGGAAAACCAAAGGAGCAUACUGCAAAUGGUCAUAAAAAGAAAAGGCUUGGAGAGUCAAGGGAGAGAUCAGCAAGUCCAAAGAAAGUAGAUAGGUCAAGACGGGAAGAGAUUUUCAAAAAAGAGUUUCAAGAAGGCAAGCCGAAAAAAUCAGAUAGUGGCAAGACCAUUUCUGCAGGGAAAAUGACAGUGAAAAAUGUUGGUGAAAUGGGAGAGUGCGGAUACUCUGCAGUCAGUGAUAGUGGAAGUCGGAUCUCCGGGUCCACUGAAGCAAGCAGAGAAGGAAACUUCUGUACAAAAGACAUAUUUAAGGAUGCAGCCAGUGAGAAAAAAUCAGUGACUGCUCUUGAGCAGAGCAGGUCAGAUUCAGGUGGGGUAUCAAAGGUGUACAGUAGCAAUAUGUCCACCUCUCGAGCAGGUACCAUGAACCAAGAUGAGAGAGAUGCUGAAGCUAAAUGCAGUGAAUUCCAAAAGGAAAUUCACCUACAUCCUAGCAGCACCCGCAGCGCUAACACUGCACCUCGGAAAGCAACUGUCUCACCAGGACCAUGGAAAAUUCCUGGCUCUGAUAAGCUACCUAGCACCCUGAAAUCUGGCACUUCAGCCAUGAGCAGAUAACUGAAAAUGUGACUGUUCCCUUUACUUGUUUCACGUACACUUGGAACAUUUUUCUUAGCUUCUAUCUCAAAUAAUUUAAUUUUAAUUUUUCUUUUUAUUUAUUUUAAUUUUCACAUGUAUUUACCUACACAAGUGCAUCUGGGACCAGGAGCAUAUAUUUUGUAUUUCUUUAAGGUUGUGCACAAUGUCUAACCAGUAUAAAGAAGCAACUGUACAUCGGUACCUGGAGCUCACAGGUCUUACAUCUCUGGGCCUACCAGCUAAGGAAGAACCAAAACAGCAAGGAGUACACCAGAGGCAGACAGUGCAGUUUAGCUUUAUUAUAUUUUUUUCACUGUAUGAAGGAUAUGGGAUCCACUCCAGUGUUGUCUGUAGCAAAGGACAAAUAUAGAGCAAUCACAAACUGGAACAUCGCCUUAAAUCAAACUGCACUGAGUAAGAUGAAGGAGAAAAACGAAUUAUGCCUUGUAAUUCGACAAUGGUAAUGUAAAUAUAUUGCUAUCAACAUAUCUAGACAGGGGUUAAGAUAUUUCUCUGAAGCUUUGAAUCUGCAGACCAUAAUGUGUUCAGUAGGAACAUAUCUUCAUUAACCCGCCUGAUUCAUGCAGCAUAUGUAGGUAGGUGUGUGUGCUGCCUGUUAACUUGGACAGUUAGUGUACUGACUGAUGUGGCUCCAUUAAAAUGCCAUGUUCUGUGAAUAACCCAUAUUUCUGUACAUUUCAAAGGAAAUUAAACUGGAGUUCAGUGUGUACAUUUGUACAUGUUUAAGUGUACAUGUAUUGUAUUAACAGUACAUAGUAGCUCUCAUGUAUGGAAGAAGCAGUAGUAGUCAUCCCAGAAAAAAAUAAAAAGUAAACUGCACUGUUGGAAAAGACUUCAUUCGAGUAAAACUAAGUGAAAGAUUGUGAAAAAUCCAAAAAUCUCCCAGUGUUUUACAUUAAGUCUGCUUUAGUUUCAUGGGUACGAAUGAUAGAAUGACGUUUAGGUUAUACAGCAUGCUAAUCUUCAGCUUAAUUUAUUUUCAGACCGUGCAUUAUAAGCAAUACUAGCACCUUGCAUAGCCCAUACCAUAAACACAGUCGCUUAAAAAAUAUCAACAUAGGGGAGCCUUGGGUAUAAUUUAACAGUAUGCCUUCUAUAACUUGCAUAUUCCCAAUGCACAAUGGAUUUAAAAAACGUGUGAAGUCAUACAUUCAGGUUGCCAAUUUAAGCUACUAAAGAAAAGUAAAAGGUUUCCCCUAUUGCCUUACACUCCACCAUACCACAUGCUGUAUCUGGAUUCCAUGACCUACUUUUGGAGGAGAAUUAUAAAUUCGCAUCUGCACUUUCAAAAGGUUUGCUAUAUUUAUAUUGCAACCGAGAGCAGUUUAUUGAGAAGCCUAUUUUCAUGAAAGUAUUAUCAGUAAAUAUCUAAGAAAUUUAAAAUAAAAAUAAAAUAUAUAUAUAUAUAUCAGAGGGAUGUUUGAGAAGAGUUGAGGGUGCAUUUCAUUUCACUUCUAACUAUGCUUUUAAUCAGAUGUGCAAUUUUUAUAAUGACAUCCCAGUCUGUCCCUGUUCUUGGACAUCUCCUAGUCCUGUUUUAAUAAGGGGUGCAUCAAAUGUUUAAUGUUCCAUCUGUAUAAGUCUAUGAAAGCAAGGAGCAUUUGGGUGAUAAUUGAAUUUGCAGCUUUAAAGAUAAGUAAAUCACCAUCCAUAACAAUAAAGCACAAAUACAGAGCAUUUUACUGAUCUUCAUGCCCACCUUGCUUGUGCUCUCAUAUUAGGCAAUCACCAUUAUCUUGCCUAAUCCAGUUUUGUAAAAUGCUUCUGUAGUGUAAGUGCACGUCCCAAUAUUUCUCAUUUUCCAUAUGUGACCAAGUUGGUAAUAAAAGGAAACACUACAUAAAAGAACAUACUAAAGUCUAUGAUGCAGAGUGUAUUGCAAUUACCAGCAAAGUAACUGCUUUACACAGCUAUAACAGAUAAUGUCUGAGAACAACCCAUCAUCUAAACCCCAUUCCAGAUGAUAAUUCUGUGUAGUGUUAGCUGUGAAUUUACCUUGUACAGCUGUAUCUCUAUAAAUAUAAUUCCAUGUAUUAAUAGUCACAGAAAGGCUGUAAGUGAGCAACUAUUUUUAUGAAAUGCACCACUACGGUUAAAUUAACUUUUACAUAAAUCUUGUUUACUGUAUGAUAUUCUAAAACACUGUCAAAUAAAAUAUAUA